UGUAGCUAUGUCCUGAGUAAACAAGGCAUGCUUCUAGGAAAUAGCACUGGGAAUUCACACACGGCUGACAGGUUGUUUUGUAACUAGGCAUUGUUUUACAUUUCUCUGCCACUUGGAAGCUCAUUGUAGCUGGAUCCAUAUAGAUGCAGCAUUUAGAAACUUCCCUGGAGAGUUUGACGAUUGAUCCAAAGAAGGCAGGAGGCGGGAUGAAAAGUCGGAGGGCACGGCUUCCUAAGAUCACCCUGCCCGAAAACCCACCUGCCAGUCCACAGCCUCCACGUCCUGAUUUGAAUUCAACAGCAACUUUGACAAUUGGAGAUAAAACAGUCGAGUGCGAUGCUACAGAUCUUGAGCCAAUCAAAUUGUUGGGCCGUGGUGCAUAUGGUGUCGUGGAGGAGAUGCGCCAUAGACCUAGCAAUACCAUCCUAGCAGUUAAGCGUAUCAUGGCAACUGUAAAUAACCAAGAAACAAAGAGACUGUUGAUGGACUUGGAUGUCAACAUGCGGAGUGGCUCCUGUCCAUACACUGUGCACUUCUAUGGAGCCCUGUUCAGAGAUGGGGAUGUAUGGAUCUGCAUGGAAGUGAUGGAGACAUCACUGGACAAAUUCUACAAGAAAAUAUAUUCAAAUGGUGAUAGAAUACCAGAAGAAGUGUUAGGCAAGAUAGCCUACUCUGUAGUGCAGGCCCUCCACUACCUACACACAGAACUGAAAGUGAUACAUCGGGAUGUAAAGCCAUCCAACAUCCUCAUCAACAUCAAAGGAAUGGUGAAAAUAUGUGACUUUGGCAUCAGUGGCUACUUGGUGGAUUCUAUAGCGCGGACUAAGGAUGCUGGAUGUCGACCUUACAUGGGGCCUGAAAGAAUAAACCCUGAACCCACGAAUCCUGACUAUGGCAUCAGGUCCGAUGUUUGGAGUCUUGGAAUUACAAUGAUUGAGAUUGCAACCGGUGUGUUCCCCUAUAGCAAGUGGAAGACUCCAUUUGAGCAGAUCAAACAGGUGGUGAUGGAGGAUCCCCAACUCCCCCCUGGACAGUUCACCCCCGACUUCGAAGAGUUUGUAGUCAAGUGCCUGAAGAAGGACUACAGGGAGCGGCCAAACUAUGUGAUGCUUUUGGAACACCCGUUCUGCAUCCAAGCUGAAAAGAAUGAAGUGGACAUGGCUGCCUUCGUUGGCUCAGUUAUAAAACGCUUUGGAGAUUUAAAUGAAAGUGUAAGAUAAAUUGUAGCUCACAUUAUCAACAUCCGGAGCCAUUCCAUGCCAAUUGUGGUGGUAAAAAGACCACAUAUCUAUUUAUUUGUAAGAUACUCUCCUUCCUUUGACAAAGUC
Messenger RNA from Haliotis rubra (blacklip abalone), 1328 nucleotides. RefSeq names its product dual specificity mitogen-activated protein kinase kinase 6-like. Lineage: Eukaryota; Metazoa; Mollusca; Gastropoda; Lepetellida; Haliotidae. The record is from RefSeq and is a predicted model, not a curated record. Gene Ontology annotation, biological process: stress-activated MAPK cascade; protein phosphorylation. Gene Ontology annotation, molecular function: MAP kinase kinase activity; ATP binding.